Closterium sp. Yama58-4 is the source of this 312-nucleotide messenger RNA. The record is from the annotation of a GenBank genome assembly. NCBI's taxonomy places the organism in Eukaryota, Viridiplantae, Streptophyta, Zygnematophyceae, Desmidiales, Closteriaceae.
ACGCUUGUGCUGGAUUGCCCGCAGCUGGAGCACCUUAAUGUAAACUCCUGCACUGCACUGCACCCAUCUGCUUACGGCUGCCGCCUCAACUGCCCGUCGCUGCGGUUCAUCCUGGCCGUUGGAUGCCCUGUGUCGCCUCACACCCUGCUGCGCUCUGCGUACCUUGGGGACCAAUCCCCAUGCAUGGGCGAUGGCACGGGCGAUGGUAUGGGGGAUGGCAUGGGGGAUGGCAUGGGUGAUGGCAUGGGUGAUGGCAUGGGUGAUGGCAUGGCAUGGGUGAUGGUAUGGUUGAUGGUACUGAGGAUGGUAUAG